AUGCUUCGACAGACCCUUGGCCGUUUCGCACAGCGCAGCAGCAGCCGUAUUUGUCCGGCACCUGCCCGGCGGUUCUAUGUGGCUCCCCCAGCGACCUUUGGCACGGACGGCGAGAAGCACAUUUUCCACAAGCUGAAUGCAGGGCUCAGUCCAACAAAGCUGGCAGUCACGGACUCGUCGGGCGGGUGCGGGUCCAUGUACGUGGUGGAGAUCGAGGCCGAGUGCUUCCGCGGCCUGAACCGCGUCAAGCAGACAAAGAUGGUCAACGCCCUGCUCAAGGACGAACUCAAGGAGAUGCACGGCAUGCGUGUUCUAUGCUCGGUCCCGCCCAAGGAAGAGGCGUGA
Molecule: messenger RNA, 345 nt
Organism: Linderina pennispora
Lineage: Eukaryota; Fungi; Kickxellomycota; Kickxellomycetes; Kickxellales; Kickxellaceae
Exons: 1
Coding region: 1-345 (114 amino acids)
Source: RefSeq, a predicted model, not a curated record